UCAGACAGAAUGCUGCCUCCCAUGGCCUUUCCUACUGUUGCUUGGAUGCUGCUCUCCUGCUUAAUGCUCCAAUCUCAAGUGACAGGUGAAGACUUGCAGAAUGGGCAGCUUUCUCCAAGAAUCAGUUGCCCCAAAGGUUCCUUGGCCUAUGGUUCCCACUGCUAUGCCCUGUUUUUGGCAGAAAAAUCCUGGAUGGAUGCAGAUUAUGCUUGCCAGAAGCGACCUAAAGGACACCUUGUGUCUGUGCUCACUGGGUCUGAGGCUUAUUUUGUGGCCUCACUCAUCAAGAACAGUGGUACUUCAGUCUCUCAUAUCUGGAUUGGACUCCAUGACCCCACAGAGGGCAGACAACCCAAUGGAGGUGGAUGGGAGUGGAUCAGCAAUGAUGUGCUGAACUAUGUUGCCUGGGACAAUGGUGCCCCAACUGGCGCAGGCUACUGUGGGAGCCUUGUUCAAAGCACAGGCUACGAGAAUUGGCAAAGUCAAGACUGCCGAAAACCACUACCCUAUGUCUGCAAGUUUCAGGGGUAG
Molecule: messenger RNA, 531 nt
Organism: Suncus etruscus (white-toothed pygmy shrew)
Lineage: Eukaryota; Metazoa; Chordata; Mammalia; Eulipotyphla; Soricidae
Product: lithostathine-like
Exons: 5
Coding region: 10-531 (173 amino acids)
Biological process (GO): antimicrobial humoral immune response mediated by antimicrobial peptide; response to peptide hormone; venom-mediated disruption of cell wall in another organism
Molecular function (GO): signaling receptor activity; peptidoglycan binding; oligosaccharide binding
Source: RefSeq, a predicted model, not a curated record